AUGCUUCGUAGGACGUACACGUUCUUGAGAGACCUGGCAAGUGCCCGGCGUCGGGCCGGCCAGCGGAUCAACAGUCUGGAAGAUCGAGCCAAAAAAGCAGCCAAAGAGCAUCGCAAUGCGAUCAAAAGACAUAAGAAGGCGCACCGAGAUGACUUUCUCGUCGAUGGGUCCAAUAUCUGGCAAACUGCUAAGUCCCUCAAACCUGAUAAGAGGCGACAAAGUCGAACAGACGGAGGGAGUGCUUCAUGUCUUCUUCCCACUGCUACCGAUAUGCAUAGAAGACGAAGGUCCGCGACCGCGGCGCAGAGAAGUGGCCACGCCGAACCUUACGAUGAAGGAGUUGGACCAAGAGGUGAUGUAGGCCAAGGCUUGGAAGGCGCCUGA
This is a messenger RNA of Fusarium proliferatum ET1, 384 nucleotides long. RefSeq lists its product as uncharacterized. The coding region runs from base 1 to 384 and encodes 127 amino acids. Lineage: Eukaryota; Fungi; Ascomycota; Sordariomycetes; Hypocreales; Nectriaceae. The record is from RefSeq and is a predicted model, not a curated record. The transcript is spliced from 2 exons.